Durusdinium trenchii is the source of this 2349-nucleotide messenger RNA. The record is from the annotation of a GenBank genome assembly. Lineage: Eukaryota; Dinophyceae; Suessiales; Symbiodiniaceae.
AUGGUGCAUGCCCUUGUUGAGCCCUGCAUUGCUGUUGACUGGCGCAACCUCAACCCCGAGGUCUGUGCCCGUUCUCAGACCUUGGUGAAAGCGUUAGCGUCUGGCAAGUUAAGGUCCAUCAGCGACCUGGAGCUCAAAUUGGCAAGCAAUGUGGCUGCAGGCGCUUUGCGGCACCACCCUAUAGUUUGUGGAAUGUUGGUGGCAGUAGUUGAAAAGACACGGCGGCAAUCAUGUGGCAUCACUCAUUUCAAGAGUUUGUCACUCAGUUCUAUGGAGGAGGAUGCAUUGAACGAAGCAGCAUGCUUGAUUGCUUCGUCUUCAGGGUCCCACAUGUUGCUGAAGGAGUGUGGCCCGGCAUCGCGUGUGGAGAAGGUAUCGUUGAAAGAUCCAGCUUUGCAAGGCCUUCCCGAUCCAUUUCUGGCCUUUGCUUCCCAGCCACUUCUUCAGGACAACAUCCGGAACAUUGAGCGGCUCCUGCCAAAGCGCCCAGAUGCUGUAGGCCCACAUGCGAGCAAGCGGCUCAUUCUUGCAAUGGACAGGACAUAUUUGCUCAAGAGUGUUGAUCCAGUCGUUUGCAGACUUGGCAAGGGAUUCGUAGGCACAGCUUACACGAACUUCUUUGGAGACAAAGACAGUGCUGUGGAUGCCGCGAACGGUUUCCUACCUUUGAGCCAAUCUUGUGACCUCCCACCACUCCAUACUUUACCGACUGCGAAGGAAGUUUGUGAGUUCCUGUGCUUCGAUCCUGCUUCCCCUGCCCAGAAGCUGCCUCCAUUCAGUUUGACCUUUUGCCCUAUGACAUCCAAAGUAUUUGACAAUGCAUCUAGCCACAGAGCUGUGAAGAACAUGCUUCUGGGAAAGAAGCCAGGAGUGCCCGAGAGCAAACUCCAAGAGAUUCCUUUCUUUUCUGAAAUGACUUGGACCCCCCUCCCUUCUUGCUGCUUGCCGAACAUGUGCUACCACAUCCCGAUUGUGGACAAAGAGCCUGUCUAUUGUCUCAACGGUCCUUGUCACCAACAGAAGCGGUAUGUGGGUCAGUUGAGGUCUGCAGCCCGAACGUGUUGCUUUGGAGACCUGUGGUGCGACGCAAGCUCUGCAAUGCAGAUGCCACCGGCAGCUUUUGCAGGGUAUGACAACCAAUCCGACAAGCUGGCAGCGAUGUUCUUGAAUGUCUACCAUGUUGCAGUGAACCCGGAAGAGCGUGAUCCAAGCAAGAUAGAGGUUCCUUGGUGCCUACGAGGGUUCUUGAUUGGAAACAUCUUGGGGGGAUUGCUGCAAAGCGCUGUGUUUCAUACAGGGUUGACUGCCAGCCAGAAGUUGGAAAAUGCCAUGACCACCCAUGUGAUGCUCGACUUGGCAGAGCUCCUGGCCAGAGAGAAGGAGACCACUCACGGUCUCAAACGGGGGUCGUGUUUCAUGGCGGGUGAAACAUGCUCCAACCUGCGACAGCUGUGUGGUUUCCUUUGCAUCCAACUCACCUCUUUGCCCGAAGGCUAUGUGUACAAGCCACAUGAUUCAACAGAGAUUGCGCUGGAACACUGGUUUGGGCUCAUUCGCAGGCAGUUCCUUUCCGCGCAAUUUUCUGUGCGUGACUACUGGCACGGCAGCAUGAAGCAAAUGAGAAACUCUCAGAAGAAAGCUCAGGUCAGGAGUGAUCCUAGCUCUUCCGAGAAAGUCUUGACGGCCGUGUCCCCCGAUGAAUUUCGCAUGUGCGCCCAACGAAGUUUGAGCGCUGUUUGUCAGUUGUUCAGCCACCUGACCCAACACUGUGCGAAAAAGUUGGAGAGCAAGUUCCUCAAAUGGGCGGCCGAUGCUGCAGAUCAGUUUGAGUGCGAAGAGGAAGUGGCACAAGGAUUGGGGUCAAGUGACGCUGACACUGACAUGGAAGACUUUGACAUCGUUGCGCCAGAGACAGAGCAUGUCGACCUUCACAAGACUGGUGAGGAGUGCUACCACUUGCUGAAGCGCCUUCAAGAGCUGGAGGAAAACAAUAACCCAGGUGCUGAGGAAGAUGUGGAAGAUCAUGAAGCUCCUGUGCCAGAGUCUGCUUUCAAGCAUUUGCCAGAUUCGAAAUUGCUCGAUGGCCUGUGCGAAAGCGCAAAGUCCGCCAGCAACCACAUGAACAGCGACUUCUCAGAGGUUUUGACCUUGUCCCAUUUUUGGCGGAGGCUUGGAGGACAUGUCGAUUUUGACUCCAUUCAUCACCUUUGGGGAUUCUUGUGGACAUUCGCUUUGAAUGUGAGAGCUUGCACGGACAGCAAAUGGCUGCCAAAUCCUGAGCGUGCUCGUGACUCGGGCAAAGCUAUGAACUGGCACCAAUCCUUGGAGCACGAAGCAGCGGCCAUUUGA